GGAGCUGGGCUGCGGGGAAGGUGACCGGGCAGCCCGCUGCGCGCCCCCGCUUAGCCAGCAUGCCGGCGCUGCAGAGACCGGCUGCUCUUGUGACACUGGUGAGCGGAGCCUGCGCGAGGGCGGCGGGCUGCUGGGUAAGGAGUUCUUCAGGUACCUCUUCGUCCCCUUCCCGGCCAGCAAUUGCAGCCAAACACCCAUACCAAGUGGAUUUGAAGGCAGGAAAGCGUUACGCGUGGUGUGCCUGUGGCCACAGCAAGAAACAGCCUUUCUGUGAUGGAUCCCAUAAAACAGCAGCCCCAGAUCUCUCUCCCCUGAGGUUCCAGCUGGAGGAGGCCAAGAGCGCCUGGCUGUGUGGGUGCAAACACACCAAAUCCCCUCCUUACUGUGAUGGCACCCACAAGGAGGAGUUCAUUCAGAAAGCAGAGGUCCCUGGGCAGCCUUGAUGGGGGGCUUCCUAUCCUGACACAAGCAGGGGGGCCCUUGCAGCCUGUUUUGAGGGGCGGGGGGGCUGUAGGAACGGGAAGAUGUUCAGGCUUUCAAUGUUCUCUGGUGUAUUGGAUCAAGUUGUCCGAACAGCUCCAGGUUCCGUUCUUCUUUCCCUGUAAAUGAAGUUCUGUACAGACCAGGCCAGUCAAACACAGGGGCACUGGGCUGGCGGCUUCAUCCAGCUGCCAAGAAGGAUCAAAUAAAAGCGACAAGGCCUUUUUCACGUUGCUGGCACAAAGAGAAAGAUGGGUUUAGUCUGCAUUGUUGCAGCUCCGUGUUAUAAAAUAACUCCCAGCAUUACAAAAACAGAGCCGACUGGGUGGGUAAUACAUAGAUUCUCCGCAAAGAAACUUCCAGCCCAUGGGAGCAAAUGGGAUCCCAAUGCACAGCUGUUGUAGGAGGAAAACUGCGUAUCAUGAUCUAUCACCAGUUCCUCUGGACUGUCCCCGCAGCCUUUGUAAACCGUAAAAAAAAUGAGGAACUCUGUUGGCUUCAGAUUAACGAGCCUGCCGCUCAUAUCAGCCCAGCUGUUCCCGUUUGCCUUGUCCCCAGCCUGAUUGUAGCUGGAUCCGGAUUCUUCGAGGACUUUGUUUUCAGUUGAGGCUGGAGAUUUCCCACCCCGACCCCAGUUGAAUUAUUCCUCGUUGAGCUGGCACUUGAUGUCUCAUGGAAGUAAAGUGAAGCACGUACCCAAGUGGUUGCAGGAUCAGGGCCCAAUUGUUUACGUUAAAGGUGGCCUGCAAAGGGAAAAAAAUAGGCCUGUGUGGUUUUUCCUUCUUUGUGAUGGAUAAAAAGAACCAGAAGAAUUGGGAGGUUUGGGCUUGGAAAGGAUGGAUUUUUUUUUUUCCUUCUCUGCUUGCCUCUUUGCUCGGGGAUGUCAAGUUUUGUGUAGUUCUCUGUUUCUGGUGGCAGAUUCCCCGGAGGACGCAAAGAUGCGGAUUGGGAAUUUUCUCAGCCCUCCAACAGAAGGAGUGGCAAAGAGAUUUUAUUUGUGAACUCCUUUUCCCUCAAAACUUUGAAAGCCCCACCGUUUUAAGCAGUUGGACUGAAAACCGUCAGGACUUCCCUUCUGAAUGGAACGACGUGUCACUUCCUUGCUAUCCGCCAUAAACCUCCAAGUUCAAGUUUUCCAUAGACUCUCCCAGGAAAGACAAGAUCUGAAUUUUUAAGGCCUUGUCUACACACACCCAAGUUGUAUCAGUUUAACUAUAUGGGUGGAUCCAUUUAUACUGGUAUAAAGAUGCUUAUACUGGUAGAACUAUUUCCCAUAUGGGAAGGGGAAUAAGUUAUACUUGUGAAAGGCACUUUUGUAUACCAGUGUAACUGCUAGAGAUUGUAUUGGUAUAACUAUAUUGGUUAACAAAAAAUCAUACCCUUCAGUGUACCUAGUUAUACAGGUAUAAAAUCUGUGUGUAGCCAAGGCCUUAAUAUAUACAAAACAAGCAGAAGAAAAAGUAACAAAAAAGCAACUUUUCAGGCCUUCUUAACUCCUAAUCAGGAAGCAAAAAAACCACAUUUCUUUUUCUUUACAGGUCAUUUUUUAACAAUCAAAUUGCUCUUUCCUCGUCUGUCUUUGUUCUCACAAGGGGGUUCUUACAAGACAGCUGUUUUUGAACACGAUGGGGAGAGCUGUAACUGACAAACCUCCACUUUUUUGUUGACCUCUGUUUAGGCACAACGGGUAAAAAUUUUGAAAAAUGCCUACGUCGCUGGAAUUCAAUGGGACUUAGGCACAGAUCCUCAAAGAUAUUUAGGCACCUACCUCCCAUUGAAAUCAACGGGAGUUAGGCAUUUAAACGCCUUUGGAGAAUCUGACCUUAUUGCUGAUCUUGAAUGGUUGUUUUGAUUAUGAAACGGUUAAUAAAAUAUUAACAUCCAG
Molecule: messenger RNA, 2365 nt
Organism: Malaclemys terrapin pileata
Lineage: Eukaryota; Metazoa; Chordata; Testudines; Emydidae
Gene: CISD3
Product: CDGSH iron sulfur domain 3
Exons: 3
Coding region: 60-443 (127 amino acids)
Cellular component (GO): intracellular membrane-bounded organelle
Molecular function (GO): 2 iron, 2 sulfur cluster binding
Source: RefSeq, a predicted model, not a curated record